This is a messenger RNA of Microtus ochrogaster (prairie vole), 1611 nucleotides long. RefSeq names its product WASH complex subunit 1-like. The record is from RefSeq and is a predicted model, not a curated record. The transcript has 4 exons. The coding region runs from base 1 to 1611 and encodes 536 amino acids. Lineage: Eukaryota; Metazoa; Chordata; Mammalia; Rodentia; Cricetidae.
AUGACCCCCGUGAAGACUCAGCACUCCUUGUCGGGUCAGCCGUAUGCAGUGCCCCUGAUCCAGCCAGACCUGCGAAGAGAGGAGGCAAUCCAGCAAGUGGCAGAUGCCCUGCAACACUUACAGAACAUCUCUGGAGACAUCUUCAGCAGGAUCUCCCAGCGAGUAGAACUGAGUCGCCGCCAACUGCAGACCAUUAGGGAGAGGGUCUCCCUGGCCCAGGCUAAGAUAGAGAAGAUCAAGGGCAGCAAGAAGGCCAUCAAGGUUUUCUCUAGUGCCAAGUACCCAGCGCCAGAGCGCCUGCAGGAAUACGACUCCAUCUUUACCGGUGCCCUUGACCCUGAUCUGCAGAGAAGACCCCGUUACAGGAUCCAGAGCAAGCACCGCCCACUGGAUGAGCGGGCCCUGCAGGAGAAGCUGAAAUACUUUCCUGUGUGUGUGAACACCAAGUCGGAGCCUGAGGAUGAAGCUGAGGAGGAACUUGGGGGUCUUCCCAGCAACAUCAGUUCUAUCAGCUCUCUGCUGCUUUUCAACACCACAGAAAACCUGUAUAAGAAGUAUGUUUUCCUGGACCCUCUGGCUGGUGCAGUAACAAAAACACACAUGAUGCUGGGCACAGAAGAGGAGAAGUUGUUUGAUGCCCCUCUGUCUAUCAGCAAGAGAAAGCAGCUGGAGCAGCAGGCUCCGGAAAACUACUUCUAUGUGCCAGACCUGGGCCAAGUUCCUGAGAUCGUUGUGCCAUCCUACCUACCCGACUUGCCUGGCAUCGCAGAUGACCUCAUGUACAGUGCGGACUUGGGCCUUGGCAUUGCCCCCUCUGCUCCUGGUGCCAUUCCAGAACUGCCCACCUUCCACAUGGAGGUAGCUGAACCUUUCCAGCCAGAACUGGAGAAUGGGGUGCUGUUGGCAGCACCGCCACCACCGCCACCGCCACCACCACCUCCCCCAGCUCCCUCAGUGGUGGUCAGUACCCCCCAGCCGCCAGCGUUCCCUGAAGUGGCAACUGCACCUGGCCAGGUUGCCAGGGAAGAAGACACUAGCAGCAGCGUGGGCCACUCAGCCUCUGUUCAAGGAGCCCCUAAGGAGGUGGUUGAUCCCUCCAGUGGCCGGGCCACUCUGCUUGAGUCUAUCCGCCAAGCUGGGGGCAUUGGCAAGGCCAAGCUACGCAGUGUCAAGGAACGCAAACUGGAGAAGAAGAAACAGAAGGAGCAGGAGCAAGUGAGAGCCACGAGUCAAGGCGGGGACUUGAUGUCAGACCUCUUUAAGAAGCUCAUCAUGAGGCGCAAAGGUAUUUCUGGAAAAGGACCUGGCACCGGAACCAGUGAGGGGCCUGGGGGAGCCUUCACCCGGAUGUCAGACUCCAUCCCACCGAUGCCACCCCCCCAGCAGCCCGCAGGAGACGAGGAUGAUGAUGAGUGCUUUGAGCCUUCUUGCACAUUCAGCAGGAACAGCCAGGAGGGACUCCUUGGCCAGCUGGGGCUUCUCAGGUCUUGUUGCCAGAGGAGGUCCAGGGGGAUUAUGCAAGUGUUCUGGGUUGGUGCCCGAUUUCUCUUCAUGGAGUGGGGGCUCUGUGAGCCGUCUGCUGCUUCCCUGCUUUGCUUGAUCCUCCACUGA